ACAAUUUCCUUCACUUUAUCCUCCUCCCCAAACAGAAAUGGCUUCAAUUUCAUCUCUUAUAAUCCCUCCACCAAAUCUCCUUUCGACAGAAACCCAUCUCACACUUCAAUCAAAACUUCCCACUUUUCAAUUCAACUUCUUUAAACUGUCAUAUUCUGCAUUCCAUCUCAAGUCAACCAGCAAAGACUAUUACUCCAAUUCAAGACUCUUCGCUGUAGCCGAAGAAACUUCAGUCGACACCUCUUCGGAGUUUGCCAGAAAGCUCUACAUAGGCAACAUUCCCAGGAACAUUGAUAAUGAUGAGCUUGCAAAGAUUGUUCAAGAACAUGGUGCUGUUGAGAAAGCCGAGGUCAUGUAUGAUAAGUACACUGGAAGAAGUCGCCGGUUUGCCUUUGUCACAAUGAAAACUGUAGAGGAUGCAAAUGCAGCCAUUGAGAAACUGAAUGGCACUGAAAUUGGUGGACGGGAAAUCAAAGUAAACAUCACAGAUAAGCCUUUGGUAUCGGUUGAUUUGUUUAUCCUCCAAGCUGAGGAUUCUAAUUUUGUUGAAAGCCCCUACAAAGUCUAUGUGGGAAAUCUUGCAAAGACAGUCACAACAGAAACACUAACGAACUUUUUCUCUGAGAAGGGAAAGGUUCUCAGUGCAAAAGUUCAACGGGUCCCAGGGACCUCAAAAUCAAGUGGUUAUGGAUUUGUUUCAUUCUCUUCAGAAGAGGAAGUUGAAGCUGCAAUCUCAGCUCUUAACAAUUCAUUGCUGGAAGGACAACCCAUUCGCGUAAACAAGGCAUAGUAUGGCUCUGAGAGCAGUGAAUCUAGGAUUUUGGAGAGUGGUCAACUUGUUUCAAUUACAUUUGAAAUGUAAAACACACUGAAUUGGCAAUUUAGUCUGUCGAUCUUAUUGUUUUGAUGUGGAGGCUUGUUGGCUAUAAGAAGAUAGAUUUGAAGAACACAUCAGGCCUGCUAUAGAAUGAUGCCUACAGCUUGACAAACCAUAUCAAGCCUUGUUCGUGUAUCACUAGAUGGCCAGGGACAACACCUUAUCAUUUUUAAUGCUACUUUGUAAUUUUUAGUUAAAAAAACAUUAAUUAUAACAUUUUACAACCUUUGAUAAAUUUGAGGAGAUGUUAAAAUUUUUCUUGA
Messenger RNA from Mangifera indica (mango), 1140 nucleotides. Its product is annotated as 30S ribosomal protein 2, chloroplastic. Gene Ontology annotation, cellular component: cytosol. NCBI's taxonomy places the organism in Eukaryota, Viridiplantae, Streptophyta, Magnoliopsida, Sapindales, Anacardiaceae. Bases 38 to 790 code for a protein of 250 amino acids. The record is from RefSeq and is a predicted model, not a curated record. The transcript is spliced from 4 exons. Gene Ontology annotation, molecular function: mRNA binding.